Medicago truncatula (barrel medic) is the source of this 699-nucleotide messenger RNA. RefSeq names its product putative lipid-transfer protein DIR1. NCBI's taxonomy places the organism in Eukaryota, Viridiplantae, Streptophyta, Magnoliopsida, Fabales, Fabaceae. Bases 70 to 384 code for a protein of 104 amino acids. The record is from RefSeq and is a predicted model, not a curated record. Gene Ontology annotation, molecular function: fatty acid binding. Gene Ontology annotation, biological process: systemic acquired resistance. The transcript has a single exon.
CUCAUUCUCAUGGAUAUGACAGUGUAGUUCUGAUUUUCAUUCACCCUAUAUAUAUAAAUUUGAGCAGAGAUGGAGGCAUACAACAAGGUUAUGAUUGUGGGCAUAUUGUUGAUCAUUGCCAAUACCAUGUUGUUGGUUAAUGGUCAGUCGUUAUGUCACAUGACAAAACAAGGACUGAAGGCAUGCGCGCCGUAUGUUAGUGGUGACAAUUCAGUUAAUGGUCAAAAGCCAUCUGAUGUUUGCUGCUCGGCUAUUGCCAAAGCCGAUCUUCAAUGCCUAUGUCGUUAUAAGGAUUCAGGAUUGCUUUCUUUCUAUGGUAUUGAUCCUAACCAAGCCAUGGAACUUCCUGUUAACUGUAAGCUUAUGGACAACUUCCAUUGCUAGUCAUGUGUAUCGGGACGAAUGCAUAUGCAAGGGCUACUAAACUAAUAAUGUAAUCCAUGGUUUCGCUCUUGUUUUUUCGUUUAUGUAUUUUAUUUUUGUAAGCAAAUGUUAAUUGUUAGUAUGUUGUGUUACUAGCUGAACUUUGAACCCUGGAUCUCUUCGUUCUUAGUCUCAGUUCAACCACUUAAGCUACGUCUUGAAGACGUUGUUUAUGUUUUUUUAUUUAUUCCGUUGUGUUUGUUGCUAAUGCUAAUUUAUGUCAUGUUUCACUCUUUCUUGCACUAAAAGUUUUCCCAGUAUGGAUGAUGGAUCAAA